UUAUUUCUCAUUUUUCCGGUAAAAUACCAAUUCUUGGUAUUUGUAUGGGUGAACAAUGCAUUUUUGAAAUAUUUCGUGGUAGGGUUGAUUAUGCUGGUGAAAUAGUUCAUGGAAUUCAAUUUCAUCCAGAAAGCAUUCUUAGUGAACAUGGAAAAAUCCUGCUUGGAAAUUUUUUGAAUCUUAAAGGUGGAACAUGGGAUGAAAACCCAGAGUUUAAGGUUAAACCUCCAUUAGCAAAAACCAAAGUUAAAGAAGACUCAGUUUCCAGCAUAUUAGAAAAAAUAGUCCUACAAAGAUACAAUGAUGUUGAAGCAGUCAAAAAACAACCAGGAUCAUCACCAUACAAUUUGAAAAGAUUAUUAUCGCUUCAUAUAGCUCCACCUUUAAUAGAUUUUUCUGCCAGACUUAGACAAACCUUGCCAAAAUAUCCAGCAAUAAUGGCAGAAGUUAAAAGAGUCUCACCCAAACCAAAAUGGUUUAAAGGAUCAUUGGAUGACAUGAGACAAGCCCAUGAUAUUUUAUCUAGUAUUCCAAACAGACCAGCUGUUCUACGAAAAGAUUUUAUUAUUGAUACUUAUCAGAUAAUGAAAGCUAGAAUAUAUGGUACAGAUACUGUGUUAUUAAUAGUUGCCAUAUUAGAUGAUGAAAAAUUAGCAAAAUUAUAUAACUUUGCAAAAUCUCUUGGGAUGGAACUGUUGGUAGAAGUUAACAGCAAAGAAGAGAUGACAAGGGCAAUCAAAUUAGGAGCAAAGGUUGAUCUAUCUACAACCUCACAAUUGGCCAAAAUGGUACAUGAAGGUGAGGCAAUAAUGAAAGCUCAAGAUAAAAAGGCUUUUAUUGAUGAAAUAUUAGGAAUCAAAAAGGUAGAAACUAAACCUACUAUUACCAAGUCUCCCAUCACAAUCACGGCUACAGAAUUGGGUGCAGACCUUAUAGGAGUGAUAUUUGCCAAAGAUUCAAGAAGGAAAGUAACACUUGAUCUAUCUUUGGAAAUAGUUAAUGUUAUUCGUGAAAUGCAAUCUGAUGAUUCUAAUAACAUUAAAAAGGAAGAUGGGGAAAGUGAGGAAAAUAUAAAUGAUUUGGAAAACUUACCAAGUAAUUAUGACUGGUUUAGGUCACAUGCAGAUACAAUUUACACAUAUAAAAAACCAUUAACAAUGGGGCCAGUAAUUAAAGCAUUUCAUAUUGAUGAACAUUUUUGUGCUCCAACACUAAUCACACAAAUAAAAAAUAAUAAAGAUGUUGUCAAUAACAAAUUUCCAAUAAUUUUGGCAGGAGGAUUGAAUCCUGAAAAUGUAAAAGAGGCAAUUGAAAAGGUAAAACCUUGGUGUGUUGAUGUGUCAAGUGGAGUGGAAACAGAUCAACAAAAAAACAAUGAUAAAAUUAAAGAAUUUAUUCAAAGGGCCAAAUCAAUCAUUUAUAAAGAUGAGAUUAUUGAAACAGAAGAGAAAAGUCAAGAUUAUGAAAAGCAAAAUGGAAAAUCAAUCAAUGAAAAAUUAUAUACAACUUUUUUCAUGUCUUCAUGUUCAACUCUCAUGAAAGGAUUAAACUUAAAUUCAUCACCAAUAGUACUAGGCACU
Entrophospora candida is the source of this 1580-nucleotide messenger RNA. Lineage: Eukaryota; Fungi; Glomeromycota; Glomeromycetes; Entrophosporales; Entrophosporaceae. The record is from the annotation of a GenBank genome assembly.